Messenger RNA from Verticillium dahliae VdLs.17, 537 nucleotides. RefSeq lists its product as uncharacterized. The transcript has 2 exons. The coding region runs from base 1 to 537 and encodes 178 amino acids. Lineage: Eukaryota; Fungi; Ascomycota; Sordariomycetes; Glomerellales; Plectosphaerellaceae. The record is from RefSeq and is a predicted model, not a curated record.
AUGGCCGCCGCCGCCACUUCCACCGUCCCCACGGGCCCCAACCCCGCCGCCUCCGCGACCUCCCAGCCCUUUGUCUCCAAGUGGUCCUCACGAUACCGCGGCGCCACCGUCCAAGACCUCGACCCCCCCGCCGCCCUCUCCCUGCACCCCUCGGACCCCAUCUCGCUGGCGCUCCUCUCGGCCUUUGAGCGCGACUACACGCACCUCACCAUCACGGACCGGCACACGCGCGCCCUCCUCGGCUACCUCGCCAUCCCGCACCUGCAGGCCCUCCUCGACGCCGGCAAGGUGGGGCCCGACGACGAGCUUGCUAAGGCCAUGGUGCGCUUCCAGCGUAAGGGCCGCACGUACAAGGUCAUCACCAUGCAGACGCCGCUCGAGGAGCUCGAGGCCUUUUUCGAGGCCGGCGGCGGCAACGGCGUCGGCCAGGGCGAGCGGAACACGUUCGCCGUCGUCACGGACGAGAAGAGGCGGUUCGUGCUCGGCGUGGCGACUGUGGGGGAUCUCGAGGAGUUUGUCAAGCGGAGGCCGGCCUGA